CGCUAGACACCUCCGCCAACGCAGCCCCGUUGACCCCCCCACAGUCAGGGAAGAUGGCAGUCGCCAAGCAGUCCAAGAUGUCCAAGUAUGCUAGCUAUCUCUUGCUAGCGCUCACGCACCCGGACGAGCUCAAGGCGGCGAUAUCCUACUCGCUCUGGCGUGAUCCGCUCAACCGAAUUGAGGACGACCGAGAAGCGAGUGGACUGGACAGACAUUCCAUGCAGCGAUGCUGGUUCUUCCUCGACAUGACCUCUCGCUCCUUUGCAGCAGUCAUCAAGGAGCUCGAACCCCCCGUUGCGCGUGCUAUUUGCAUCUUCUAUCUCGUUCUGAGAGGCCUCGACACCGUAGAAGAUGACAUGACCAUUCCCCUCGCCACGAAGGAGCCAGUGCUCGUCAGCUUCCACGAACGGCUGAGCGAGAAAGGCUGGACAUUCACCGGCAAUGGCCCCGAUGAGAAGGACAGACAGCUCCUCGUGGAGUUUGACAAUGUCAUCCAGGAGAUGGCUUUGCUCGACGAAGGUUAUCGCACCGUCAUCACUGACAUUGCACGGGAGAUGGGCGCAGGCAUGGCAAAGUACGCUCGCAUGGCAGACGAGAACGCGGGUGUCUUCUCGGUCGACACACUCGCCUCCUUUGAUCUGUAUUGCCACUACGUUGCCGGACUCGUCGGCGAAGGGCUCUCGCGCAUCUUCGCUGCCAGCGGACGAGAAGAUCCUCAACUGGGGAAGCAACUCACGCUGAGCAAUAGCAUGGGGCUCAUGCUGCAGAAGACAAACAUCCUUCGCGACUUUAGGGAGGAUAUCGAUGACGGGCGGCUCUUCUGGCCAAAGGAGAUCUGGGGAAAAUACGCAAAAGAGCCGAGAGAUCUCACACUCAAGGAAAACAGCGAGGCUGCACGAUGGGCACUGAGCGAGAUGACCGUCGACGCUCUCACGCAUGCAGUCGAUGCCCUCAAUUAUCUCACCUUGCUCAAGGAUCAAGCUAUCUUCUGCUUCUGUGCUGUUCCGCAAGUCAUGGCGAUCGCUACACUCGAGGAAUGCUUCGACAAUCUCGAUGUCUAUCAGAAGAACGUCAAGAUCCGGCGGACACUGACUGCUUCUCUGAUCUACAAGACUGCCAAUCCGAGAGACGUCGCCUACUUUUUCCGUCACUUUGUUGGCAAGAUCAAUCAGCGAAAAUCACCCGCCGAUCCAUCAUACAUCAAGCUCAGCGUGCUAGGCGGACAGAUUGAUCAAUGGUGCGAGACGAGGUACCCAUCUUGGGUAAAGCCCACAGAGGGCAGACAGAUCCCCUCGACAGUCGAGGAAGCGACUGCGCAGGGAUUUUCAGACGCCCGCAUUCGCCAAUUACCUUCGCUGUCCGAGGAUGCCCAGUAUGCGGCAGAACAGCUACGUCUAGAGAGUGGCAAGAUGACGUCGGAAGAUAUCCGCUUCAUCUCAAUUGUCGUCGCUUUCGUUGGUCUCAUUGCUGCUUUGCUAGCAGGCAUCGUUGCGCUGGCUAUUUGGUACAUCAACCAGCCGGGCGAUGUGUCGGUCGCAGAUGUACACAAGAUUGAAUUGUAAUUGCACGCCAUGAUGACAACAAC
Molecule: messenger RNA, 1585 nt
Organism: Mixia osmundae IAM 14324
Lineage: Eukaryota; Fungi; Basidiomycota; Mixiomycetes; Mixiales; Mixiaceae
Exons: 7
Coding region: 54-1562 (502 amino acids)
Biological process (GO): farnesyl diphosphate metabolic process; ergosterol biosynthetic process
Cellular component (GO): endoplasmic reticulum membrane
Molecular function (GO): squalene synthase [NAD(P)H] activity
Source: RefSeq, a predicted model, not a curated record